AUGUUUUUGCAAGAGUUUGGAAAGUCAAGAUCGCACCAAAAUGCUGUGAAAGUUAUAAAUGAUGAUGGCAAUAAUAAUGAUAGUUUUGUAUUGAAGAUAAUGAAUCUAGGUGGGCUAUCAGAGAAAAUUGAUGACAAAAAAUGUAGCAGUGGAGUGGCAGCUAUACAGCAAAGCAAUUCAACAACAUUGCUACCACCAGUUUCACCAUCGUACGCUACUCCUAUACGAACUUCGAAACGUAAUCUCAUCAACAUAGCUAAUGCAGUGUUAUCUCCACCACUUUCAUCCUUUCCUACCAUGCAAAUACUUCGAAAAAAUUGCCAUUCUGAAAGUGCAAGUUUUGAUGGAUCUAAAAUGGAUACUGUUGACCAUGAAAUUGAAGUAGAAAUUAGUGAACACUCAAAUAUUUUACAACCGAUAAUGAAUCCUGAUAUAUUCACAAAGCUUUUGGAAACGCCAAGAAAAUUUAAACGGUUUGAAAUUUUUGAACAAGAUCAGGAGAAUGCUUGGAAUUGUAACAGAAAAAUACCGAACAGCCCAUCUUAUCCGAAUUAUGACAAGAAUCCAUAUGUUAUGUUUCCGGAUGAGAAUAUGCAUGACAAAGCAUUAGUUGAAAAAGACAUGGAUACGUUACAGCUAGAAAAGCCACAAAUAUUGGAUAGCGGUAUAUUGCAAGAUAUUCUAGACCUAGUGAAUACCACUCCUAGCACUUCAUCAAAUAGCGUAAUACCUGAUGAUCCAAAUGAUAAUGAUUUCUCUUCGUUUACAUCGUCCUUCCUUUCGGGAAACAGUGAUAUGUUAACUUCUGAAAAAAUUGAAGAAAAACGGAAUGAAAGUUCUUUCGAAGCACUCUUAUCAGACCAUCUUAACUCCUCAACGUUUCAUAAAGAGGAAAUUCUUGAAGAAACUGAUCCCACCUUACUCAACAUUCCACGUUUUCACUAUCCUUAUGGUAUUCCACUUGGCGGAAAAGAAAAUUGCAACGAUCUAAAUGCUGUUAAAGAACUAUUUCGUAAAUAUAAUGAUCAGAUUGAAAUGUCGCAUAUGAAGGAAAUUUGUUUAGCAUCCGGUUUGUGCCCACUCUGGAAACAACCACUUUACAAUUGUAUUUCUACUUCAAUGUCAAAUUUUAUUAAUUUUAAUGGAUUUACAAAUUGGUGGAAAAAAUUUGAAGAAAACGCUCACGAUGAGGCUUCACGUUUUGUUUACAUUUUAACGAACGGAAGCCGGAAUUACCUUACUGCGGAUGAUUUUAAACCACUUAUUCAGGACUUGAUUGAGACACUACCUUCACUAAGCUUAUUGAAAGAAGCAGAAGCCUUCCAUCACGCAUAUAUCAAAACAGUGACAGCGCGCAUUUUCUGGUCUGCGUGUCAUUCUUGGAAAAAACAUAUUUCAAUAGCAGAAUUGAGGUUAUCAAAUCUAUUAAAGGCAAUUGCGAUGUUGGAAAAAGCAGAAAUCAAUGAAGAACAUGAAUUUUUUAGUUACGAACAUUUUUACGUUAUUUACUGUAACUUUUAUUUGUUGGAUAAAGAUGAAAAGAAUUACUUAACACCGUUUGAUCUUUCUCUUUACUCAAACUGUGCAUUAACAAAUUUGGUAGUGCAACGUAUUUUUUCUGGAGCUGUAUUGUCGAAUAGUUCAAUGAAGCAAACUAUAGAUUACAUUGCAUUUGUCAAUUUCUUAUUAGCAGAAGUUGACAAAUGUCAUCCGAAAAGCAUCGAAUACUGGUUCCGAAUAAUGGAUUUAAAUGGAGACGGUCGCAUUUCAUUUGAUGAAAUGGAGCGAUUUUAUAACGAAAUAGUGGUAAAUGUUAUCCGUAUGGAUAUGGAUGUACUAGUAUUCAAUGAUUUAGUAAAUAUGUUAAAAGAUAUGAUAUCACCACAUUCAUCAACAUAUUUUACAUUAUCCGAUUUUAAACGAUCUCCUUCACUAGCACGUUAUUUCUUCAACACUUUUAUCAAUUGGAUAAAACACAUUGCACAAGAAAGCUGCCUACUCGUUAAAAGAAAUGAAGUAGACUCACAAUUCAGCGACUGGAAUCACUUCUGUAAAUCGGAAUACGAAAUCUUACUAGCAGAUUUAUUGGAUAGUGACGAGAAAGAUUGGUUAAUAGAAUUUUGA
This is a messenger RNA of Cercopithifilaria johnstoni, 2124 nucleotides long. NCBI's taxonomy places the organism in Eukaryota, Metazoa, Nematoda, Chromadorea, Rhabditida, Onchocercidae. The record is from the annotation of a GenBank genome assembly.